Molecule: messenger RNA, 345 nt
Organism: Anopheles marshallii
Lineage: Eukaryota; Metazoa; Arthropoda; Insecta; Diptera; Culicidae
Gene: REPTOR-BP
Product: REPTOR-binding partner
Exons: 3
Coding region: 1-345 (114 amino acids)
Biological process (GO): regulation of DNA-templated transcription
Cellular component (GO): nucleus
Molecular function (GO): DNA-binding transcription factor activity
Source: RefSeq, a predicted model, not a curated record
AUGGACUACGAGGAGUUGGCGACGAUGGUGGAGGAGCAAAAUCAAUCGGAGCGUAAGGAAAGCGGUAAACGAGGUCGCAAACCAGGUCGUAAGGUAUCCACUGAGAAGAUCGACAUGAAGGCUAAACUCGAACGCAGCCGGCAAAGUGCUCGUGAGUGUCGUGCCCGUAAGAAGCUUCGCUACCAAUACCUGGAGGAGCUGGUGACCGAUCGCGAGAAGGCCGUGGUUGAGUUGCGCCACGAGUUGGAGAAGCUGUACAAUUGGGCGAUGGAAGUUGAGGCCGGCCGUUGCCCGGACGGUUUGCAGGAACUGCUCGAAGAGAUGGGCGCCAUGAAGCAGGAGUAA